Molecule: messenger RNA, 357 nt
Organism: Polychytrium aggregatum
Lineage: Eukaryota; Fungi; Chytridiomycota; Chytridiomycetes; Polychytriales
Exons: 3
Coding region: 1-357 (118 amino acids)
Molecular function (GO): protein binding
Source: RefSeq, a predicted model, not a curated record
AUGGAUGCCUUUGACGAGUUCCUCGGGAAGGCCGAUCUGGCCGGAUACAAGAGCGUCUUUCUCGACAACGAAUGCAACACCGUCGACCUGCUCCUUGCCCUCAAGGAGAGCGAUAUGAAGGACCUGGGGAUGAAGGUUGGCGGGAUCAAGAGACUCCUGAAGGCACAGGCCGACCAUGGAUCCGCCAAACCCGUCGCCGCCGCCCAGCCUGUCAUUCCUGCUCCCAAAGCCGCCAUCAAGCCACCAGUCCAGACGAUGAACUCACAGGACUAUACUCCCGUCGCUCCGGCCGGCGAGUGGAGGUGCCAGCUGGAUUACGGCGACCACGAUGUGUUCAUCAGCACCGCCAUCGACUGA